GAAGGGGUCCCAGAAGGGAAAGAGAUGGAAACUUACAAGAUCUAAACUGGGUGGUUCAUUACAGAUGCUGUGGCCAUAUGUCGUAAUCGAAAAAUAAAAGGUCUCCGAUGGUCUUUUAGAGUUGGGGCUUGAACCUUAGUAGAUUCUGGGCACAGGUUCUGACAAGUAUCAUUAUAGACUAACCUGUUUAACUUGUUCAGCAGAAGAGUUUUCUACUCCUCGCUGGGGAGCUGUCUCUAUCAUAUAGGUUUCUUGGCAGGGAUUCUUCUACUAUCACAGGCAAAAUGUCAUUACAAGGGGGAUUGCCAGCUUUAGUUUUCAUAGGACUGAUAGAGGACAGGCCCAUAGUUCUUACAACGUCAUCUCCACAUCUCAGGUCUAUAAAUUCAUUUGAGUUUGAGGGUGAAGGUGGCUUAUCACCAGCUAGGUUAUCUCUCCUAAUGGGGACUAUGUUCUGAUAAUGGCAACAAGGGAGAGGGCCUUCUCAGUGGUGGCCCCCAAAUUAUGGAAUGAUGUUUAUGACGAGGUGCGCCUGGCACCAACACUGUUAUCUUUUCGGCACCAGGUCAAGACUUUCCUCUUCUCCCAGAUGAUAGGCAAAACAAUGGGAACUAUGGGGAGCAUCUGUGGUGUCGUUGGGAACAGGAAUAAAAUAAAAGAAUGGGAGGAAGGAAUCUGCUACUUUUCAUUCUGCUGAGGUCCAUGAACUCCUGAUCCAACAGGAAGAUCCCAAAGAAAACAGCAGGAAAACAUGCCUAGUGUGUGAGAAAAUGUUUAGAGACAAAUCACAACUGAAUGUGCAUUACAGAAUCCACACAGGAGAGAAGCCAUUUAAAUGCAUGGAGUGUGGAAAGAGCUUCAGUAAGCACCAUCAACUUACAACACAUCAACGAACACACACAGGAGAGAAGCCAUUCACAUGUAUGGAGUGUGGAAAGAGCUUCAGAAAAAACAGUAGCCUUACCUUUCAUCACAGAACACACACAGGGGAGAAACCAUUUAAAUGCAUUGAAUGUGGAAGGAGCUUCAGGCAGAAUAGUGACCUUAUUCGACAUCAUAGAACCCACACAGGGGAGAAACCAUUUAAAUGCAUGGAGUGCGGAAAGCGCUACAGUGGAGGCAGUAAGCUUACUGUACAUCAACGAACACACACAGGAGAGAAACCUUUUAAGUGCAUGGAUUAUGGAAAGAGCUUUAAUGGGAGCUAUCACCUUACUGUACAUCAACGAACACACACAGGAGAGAAACCUUUUAAAUGCAUGGAGUGUGGAAAGAGCUUUAGUGCGACCGGCAACCUUACUGUACAUCAACGAAUGCACACAGGGGAGAAGCCAUUUAAAUGCGUUGAGUGUGGAAAGAGCUUCAGUGAUAGCAGUAGCCUUACUAAACAUAAAAGAAUACACACAGGUGAAAAGCCAUUUAAAUGCAUGGAGUGUGGAAAGAGCUUCAGUGAGUGCAGUAGCCUUAGAAAACACCAUAGAGCACACACAGGGGAGAAACCAUUUCAAUGCGUGGAGUGCGGAAAGAGCUUCAGUGGAGGCAGUAAACUUACUGUACAUCAAAGAACACACACAGGAGAGAAACCAUUUAAAUGCAUGGAAUGUGGACAGAAUUUCAGUAAGAGCAGUGGCCUUACUGUACAUCAAAGAACUCAUACAGGGGAGAAGCCAUUUAAAUGCAUGGAGUGUGGAUGUAGUUUCAGUCAGAUCAGUGGCCUUACUGUACAUCAACGAACACACACAGGGGAGAAACCAUUUAAAUGCAUUGAGUGUGGAAAGAGCUUUAGUGCGAUCAGUGGCCUUACUGUACAUCAACGAACACACACAGGGGAGAAGCCAUUUAAAUGCAUUGAGUGUGGAAAGAGCUUCAGUGAUAGCAGUAGCCUUACUAAACAUAAAAGAAUACACACAGGUGAAAAGCCAUUCACAUGCAUGGAGUGUGGAAAAAGCUUCAAUGUGAGCAGUAGCCUUACUACACAUAAAAGAAUGCACACAGGUGAAAAGCCAUUCAUAUGCAUGGAGUGUGGAAAGAGCUUCAGUGAGAGCGGUAACCUUACAAAACACCAUAGAGCACACACAGGAGAGAAACCAUUUAAAUGCAUGGAAUGUGGACGGAGCUUCAGUCAGAAUAGUAACCUUACUAGACAUCAGAGAACCCACACAGGGGAGAAACCAUUUAAAUGCAUGGAGUGUGGAAAGAGCUUCACUGAGGGCGGUAGCCUUACUAAACAUCAACGAACACACACAGGGGAGAAACCAUUUAAAUGCAUGGAAUGUGGACAGACCUUCAGCCGAAGCAGUAGCCUUACUUUACAUGAAAGAACACACACAGGGGAGAAACCAUUUAAAUGCAUGGAGUGUGGAAAGAGCUUCACUGCGAGCGGUAGCCUUACUAAACAUCAACGAACACACACAGAUGAGAAAGUAUUUAAAUGAAUGGAAUGUCGAAUGAACUUCAGUGUAAGCCUUACUCUUCUUCUAUAAACUAGAAGGCUGGUGGUAUUUAGGUGGGCCAAUAUAUUAUUUAGCAAUGUUAAAUUUGUAGUUAAUUUUAAUCUUGCAGGCUACCAAAGAUUAAAGCUCUGUUCUGCUUGGGACCAGGAUACCUAGAAGCAGAAUUUGGAAAAGUUACUUUUUUGAACUACAACUCCCAU
Rhineura floridana is the source of this 2653-nucleotide messenger RNA. Its product is annotated as zinc finger protein 420-like. The transcript has 2 exons. The record is from RefSeq and is a predicted model, not a curated record. Bases 771 to 2435 code for a protein of 554 amino acids. Gene Ontology annotation, cellular component: nucleus. NCBI's taxonomy places the organism in Eukaryota, Metazoa, Chordata, Lepidosauria, Squamata, Rhineuridae.